Molecule: messenger RNA, 833 nt
Organism: Callorhinchus milii (elephant shark)
Lineage: Eukaryota; Metazoa; Chordata; Chondrichthyes; Chimaeriformes; Callorhinchidae
Gene: med10
Product: mediator complex subunit 10
Exons: 4
Coding region: 57-464 (135 amino acids)
Biological process (GO): positive regulation of transcription by RNA polymerase II
Cellular component (GO): chromatin; mediator complex
Molecular function (GO): transcription coregulator activity
Source: RefSeq, a predicted model, not a curated record
GAGGGGAGGCCAGGCCAGGCCGCGGGGGAUUGAGGGAGAGGAGAGGGGAGGCCAACAUGGCGGACAAGUUUGACAACCUGGAGGAACAUUUGGAGAAAUUCAUCGAGAACAUCCGGCAGCUCGGCAUCAUCGUCAGUGAUUUCCAGCCCAGCAGCCAAGCGGGACUGAACCAGAAACUAAAUUCUAUGAUCACAGGGCUACAAGAUGUUGACAAAUGCAGACAGCAGUUGCAUGAUAUCAAUGUACCACUGGAGGUUUUUGAGUACAUUGAUCAAGGCCGAAAUCCUCAGCUUUAUACCAAAGAGUGCUUAGAAAGAGCUUUGGCAAAGAAUGAACAAGUCAAAGGCAAAAUUGACACUUUGAAGAAAUUCAAAGGGCUUCUGAUUCACGAACUGAGCAAAGUUUUCCCUGAAGAAAUGUCCAAAUAUCGAGCUAUCCGGUGUGAAGAUCAUCCGCCUACGUAGCUGGACACGGCUGCUUCCUUGUUUGAAAAUAUACUGCCUUCACUUUCCAAGACGUGAACAGAUGGGGCUCAUUUAACUGAGGAAUAAAGAUUCUUAAAUUCAGUGCUUCAAAAGAAUGGCAUUUUCCCUACUGGACAAGACUGGAAAACAACUGGGUAUUAAGGAAGUAGUGACUUUCGUUUCAGAUGUAUUUUGAUCGGAUUGAAUGGGAUUGAUUUAAUGUAUGUCUGUUGAGAUGGAUUGGUGUAAUUCAAUAAAACAUAAAUCUUCAGAUACUUUUGUACAAAUGCAAACAAUGAAUCCAUUUUGUAUGUUGCUGGUCAUAGCACCAUUUUUUUGUAAUAAAAUAAAUUCUUUGCUACCAAGAUU